This is a messenger RNA of Brachypodium distachyon (stiff brome), 384 nucleotides long. RefSeq lists its product as uncharacterized. The transcript has a single exon. The coding region runs from base 1 to 384 and encodes 127 amino acids. The record is from RefSeq and is a predicted model, not a curated record. Lineage: Eukaryota; Viridiplantae; Streptophyta; Magnoliopsida; Poales; Poaceae.
AUGGGUAGGCCUAGAGGGAAGGGCAAGAAACCAGCUGCUGAAUUCCUGAGCAACGAUGACGAUGGCGGCGGCGAGGAGCCGGCUCCGACGACCGAAGAGAGGAGUGGAAGGCUUCGGGAGCAUGACGCCGGCGAAGUGGACGAUAUCGCCAAGGUUGAGGAGGACAUGGACGGCGAUCCCAAUAGCACGGCUAAGACUGAGAGUAAAGGAGGAACGAAGAGGCCACGGCGGCGGCGUGUGAAGCGAAGCUCCGCCUUGGCUGAGGGCGAAGAAAAGGAUGGCGAUCGUGUAAGAGUGAAAGUGGAGGGAUUCCGGCGAACAGGAAGCCGACGGAAGAGCACUCCCCGGCGAGCAGCCGAGGCAGGGGUGGAAUGUGUUGAGUGA